Messenger RNA from Funneliformis mosseae, 1587 nucleotides. The record is from the annotation of a GenBank genome assembly. Lineage: Eukaryota; Fungi; Glomeromycota; Glomeromycetes; Glomerales; Glomeraceae.
AUGAAAGAAGCGUUUCUAAAGGAUAACAAACGUAAUAAUGAAGACGCUCAAUUUACGGAAAGAAACCCAAAAAUGCCACGUAUGGAUGAUUCAUCCGAUGAUACAUCUUCAAAUUGCAUAAAGUCUGAAGUAAUGAACGAAGAUCUUAAUAAAGAUGUUUUCGAGAGGGAUUACAUCAAAGAUAUAUUUAACUUAUCUCAAGUUUUCGAAGAUUUCUCCCCAUUAAUUAAAACAUUCAUUUCAAUAGGAAGAGAGAUUAUGGAAAUAUAUGAACAAGCCGAACAUCAUAAAGAAUUAUGUAGUUUCCUUUUACAAAGGUGUAAUUGCGCCAUGGCCGCGGUACAAGAUUUAAAAAUUAGAAAAACGGAAAAUUUAAUUUUUUUCUCCAAAGAGGAAAAUAAAAUUUUAUUUGAGGGAUUUAUUAUUUGUAUACGUGAUAUUAAAAACUUUAUAAAAAAGAUUAGUCAUUUAAGUAAAUUCAAGAGAUUAUUUUACGGUAAUAAUAUUGAAGAAACUUUUACGGAUCUUUUAACGAAAUUUGACGGGUAUAUGAAAAAUUUAAAUUUUUCUUUCACCAUACAAACUAGAGAUGAAGUUGCAACCAUAAGAUAUGACCUGAGUCAAAUUAAAGAGAUCUUGCUUCACGUUUAUGGUUUACCUGACGAUAAAAAUUUUUUAAACAGAAUGGAUUUGGUGUUUAAGAAAAAUAAAGAAUUUCAAGAACAAAGCAAACUAAAAAGUUUACAUUCAAUUGAAGUGAAUGAACCACUACUUGAUGGAAGUCAAUAUCAAAAAACAAACAUCCUUCAUCAUGACAUUCGUUCGACAAAUAUUUUAAUUAAUAAAGAUCAUAAAGCUAAAAUAGCAAAUUUCGGUCUAAGUAAAAAUUUUUCAAAACUUACAUCAGGGAAUCAAUCGCAUUUUGUAGAUGUUGUGAAAUAUCUUGCUCCAGAAAAACUUUUUGAUAACGACAAAAAAGUUUCUUAUGAUUCUAAAUCAUUAUUGUGGGAAAUCGCUGAAUUGAAGAAACCUCAUUCUGAUCUUGAAACAUCAAAUUUAAUUCAAGGUAUUAAAGAUCGUGUAAACCAUGGAUAUCAUGAAACAAUUUCAAAUUUUGUGCCAGAUGAAUGGAAAAAUAUAGUAUCUAGAGCUAUGGAAUAUAAGCCUGUUUGGCGUCCCAAUAUAACUGAUAUUUGCCGAACAUUUUUUGAAUUAAAGACCAAUUUUUCAAGAUUGUCAAAAUCUAACGAAAAUUUAUUAGUAAAAAAUGAACAGAUUGAAACGAUAUCUUCAUUUAGAAUCAUUAAAAUUAUCUCUGUGGAAGAUGCAAUUCGUGUGCAUAAAUCCAAGAACGGAAACAAACAGAUUGUUUGGGAUAGCUUUAAAUAUCAUUCAAUGAUCAAUAUUGAAGCAAGGUAUUGGGUAGGAUACUAUUAUUAUUAUCAUGGUGAAGAUAUUGAAGAAUUACAACAAAUUAGUAAGAAAGAAAGGAUUAAAAUUGCUAUAGAUAUAUUUAAAGAAACUGCUGAUAAAGGAAAUCCACUAGCUCGAGAAGAAUACGGAAAAUAUUUAUUGCGAAAAAUUUAG